Acipenser ruthenus (sterlet) is the source of this 5217-nucleotide messenger RNA. Its product is annotated as monoacylglycerol/Diacylglycerol O-acyltransferase-like. The coding region runs from base 1701 to 2696 and encodes 331 amino acids. The transcript is spliced from 7 exons. Gene Ontology annotation, molecular function: acyltransferase activity. Gene Ontology annotation, cellular component: membrane. The record is from RefSeq and is a predicted model, not a curated record. NCBI's taxonomy places the organism in Eukaryota, Metazoa, Chordata, Actinopteri, Acipenseriformes, Acipenseridae.
AUUUUGAACUCCAUUUCCCAACAUCCCCUAGAAGGAAUGCGCGCGAGAAGCCUGCCCUCGUCAAUUUGUAUCUGGAUUGUUGUUGAUAAACACACACUUCUUACAUUUUUUACAACGUCCAGAACGAUUGUCAGUGUCUGCUGCCAGCUUCGAAAAAUACGUCUGCAUUUACUACAAUCAAAGCAGACUUUAUUCAUUUUAAAACUGUGUUGGUGAAAAGGGAGUUUUUAUGUUUAAUUUGGAUGUACAAAGUUCAUUUCAACGGAGUUCACUGUGCAGUGCAGCAUUUAUUUUUCACGAUUCCUUCAUUUGGCCUGGCCUGGUUUCAGGCGAGUAAAUGUCUUUGACUAGUGUCACAAGUUGUGACUAACGUUUUGUUUUAUUGAUGUUAGUACUGUUAAUAUUACAUUACUGUUCAAGUUUUUUUUUACUAGUUUAUAUUGUGGAACAUGGGUAGGAGAGUUGUUUUAACUGAUGUUUACCUGUUCAUGUUCCUGAAAAGUGUUUUUUUUUUAAAUGCCGGAAGCCCUAAAUAUAAUGUAAAAAAUAAAUAACAUAAAGGUUGUUCAUAAGGAGCCACAAGUGUUAUAUACGGCAUGUUUGCAUCAAGACAAAAAAAAAUCCAUUCUCAGUUCUUGUGCAUUAUAUUUUGCUAUUAAACUCUUUCAAGGAUUGAGGUUGUUAUGUGAAAAUGUGUUACAUUUACUGAAAUAAAAACGCUUUUAAAACGACUAAAUUCCCAUUGGGCUUAUGUUAUUUUAGAUUCUUUUGAUUUUUUUUAUGUAUUAAGGACAGCCACUAUAAAAUCGUUAUCUUUAUUAAAAAUGUGCAGGGAAGAAUCUAGUAUUAAUGCCCAAAAAUUAACCUAUCUAGAGAGAGAGAGAUUUUUAAUGCAAGCAAAGAGUUGGUCGUUUUGAUUUUGUUUCUAUGAUUUUUUUUAGUCUUGUAAGCUUUUUAAGUAUGUGCAUCUCAUAAGUCUGUUAUAAUGAGAUCAGCUGUAUGCAACCUGUUCCUUUCCAAGUUCCAUACUGGAGAUUUGCACAGACCUCAUUUAAACCUGAGAUUCAUUAAUUGCUCUCGACUUGUGUUCUUUAUUAUAGAGAUCCUUGACAUCUCUAGACGAAAGUUAAGCUGUGAAUCUUAUUUCUUAUUUACACAUCAUAAACAGGUUUAUACUGUCUAUGGCUAUAAUUUCAUGAAUUCAACAUAUAGCAAAAUCAUAAAUACUGUCGUCUUAAAUGCCAUAUAACUCACUAUUCUUUGAAGUGUAUUCAGUUUAUCAUUUUAUGUAUAUAAGGUAUGUUAUAAGGUAUGUUAGCAGGUGAAAGCUGAAUAAUUUUGAAUAUGUCGGAAGCAUCUCAUUAUUCCAAAUAUAUCUUGGAUAUACUUGUUGGUGUUAUGUUUUUAUCGUUCUAACCUAAUGUAUAGCAUUUCCUCUUUGAUAAAGUGUUACAUUCAAAACUGAAAGUACAGUUGUAUCUGGACCCACUAUAAACACCAGGGGCUGCAGUAUGAAUUGUGUAUAGACAUGUAAUGAGGCGCAUUCUUUGGAUGGCUGGAAUAAAGCUGCAGUCCACCAGGGCUGUCAGAUGGUGGAAUUGUGUUCUCUCUGCAGCAGCCUGAGAUCUGUUCAUUGGCAGUCGCAAUGCUAGUGAAACCUUGAGACCGAUGUGUCAGACAACCCAAACCGCAGCGACAGAAUGCCACAUGGGAAUGACUCCUGCUUCAGGGGACAGGAAUCUGUGAACUAUUUCUCCUGCAUGAUUCACCUGUGGGAGGAGUGGACAGGUCUGGGGAACAUGGAGGAUUAUUUCAGCUACCUAGACUACCUGGUGUGGGUCUUCACCCCACUGGCUAUCGUCUUCAUCCUUCCACUCUUCAUUGUGGUCUUCAUUUACCUUUCCAUCCUCUUUCUCCAUGUGUAUAAGAGGAAGAAUGAGCUAAAAGAGGCCUAUUCCUAUAACCUGUGGGAUGGAGCAAGGAAAACACUGGCAACCUUGUGGGAUGGGCAUGCAACAAUAUGGCACGGUUACGAAAUCCAUGGCUUGGAAAAGAUUCCAGACAAAGGACCAGCUCUUAUUGUGUAUUAUCAUGGAGCCAUUCCAAUAGACUACUACUACUUCUUAGCAAACGUCAUUAUUCAGAAGGGAAGGACAUGCCACUCUGUAGCGGAUCACUUUCUCUUUAAAUUACCAGGUUUUAAGCUGCUGCUUGAGGUGUUCAGUGUCAUCCAUGGGCCCCAGCAGGAGUGUGUCCGGGCCCUGAAGAAUGGCCACCUGUUAGCAAUUUCACCUGGCGGGGCCCGCGAAGCUAUUUUCAGUGAUGAGACUUAUACCCUUAUGUGGGGGAACCGCAAAGGAUUUGCCCAAGUGGCCAUCGAUGCCAAAGUGCCCAUCAUUCCUAUGUUUACACAAAAUGUUCGAGAAGGAUUUCGGUCACUUGGAAGCAUAAAGUUGUAUCGAUGGGUUUAUGAAAAAUUUCGAUUACCAAUCGUUCCCAUAUAUGGAGGGUUUCCAGUCAAAUUUCGCACUUACUUGGGUGAUCCUAUUGCACAUGACCCUAACCUAACUGCAGCGGAACUAGCAGAUAAGGUAAAACUAGCUGUGCAGUCUCUAAUAGACAGACACCAAAUGAUACCAGGAAACAUCUUCCGGGCCCUAUUAGAACGAUUCGACAGAAGACAUAAAGAAGACUAGAUAUGUUUUGCUGGUGGGACGGAGACUUCUACAAUUAAAUUCAUUGUAAUAUGGCCACUUGAGCAUAAUGUGAUUAUGCUCUUACUGUGACAUAAAGCUGAGAAUGUUGCUAGUGUUGGCCAAGGAAAUCGAUAAACCAAGACAAGGAUUUUUUUUUUUUUUUUUUUUAAACAAAACUUGCAGGAAAUGUUUGUUUUCUUUAUUUGUCGAUCUUGCCUAGAAAUUAUCUUUCAGGGUAACAAAUUUUAAAAUCAGGGUAACAAAACAAAAAAUGUUCAAUUGCAUCACAGUGGAGCUGUCUGUACCUGUAUGAAAUGUACAGCCUGGGACUCUACUCUUGUGGCACUAAAACCAUAUGGUAUAGGAAGUAUUUGUAAGCUAUAUUGUUGUAGUCAUUUUUAAAUGUUACUGUAUUUGUCCAAAUAUAGUGCAUUUGUGUUGACAGUUGACUGCAAUAUAAGCACCCUGUGCAGAAAGUUGCAAUGUUACUCAACAUGUGUUUAGUUAGUCUGAUUUUAAUUUAUAUUUCUAAAUGGUGCAUAAAACAAAGUGUAUAUAAUACCUUUUAUAAACAGAGGUUUUAAAAUCACUUUACAUGUAUUGGUCAUUUAAGCAGCCAAUUGAUUACUUUAUUAGACUUUCCACCUUGUCCAUAUAUCUAAAACUGUCUUCUUUUUUGUGUGCCACACAUUUUGUUACCAAAAUACACAGUAAGUGUCAGCACAUUUCCCAGAGCUGCUGGACCGGUUGGGAUCUGCCCUUUUCUGAAGUGUUUGUCUAAACAGUGAUUUAGAGAGUUCCGGUCUUUCUGCUACUUACUUGGUUCCUAAUGUUAGAGCCAUGACCUACAACAGUUUGUUAAUAACAGUUGGGAAAAAACAUGAUCAGAUACCUGACUAUAAGACCAGCAGUAUCAGCUGUAACCUGGGCAUGAGGGUCUUUUAAGAAAGGACAAACUUACCGGGAGCACAUCUGAUCACUAGUCAAUACCGUGUGGUGACUGAUAGGGAAAGACACCGAUUGGGAACUGGGACAUCUGAGAGGCGUCCAUCAACACGCACACACUAAACAAGACAGUGAAUCCACACAGUGAGCUAGCUGGAUCAACCAGGAAAGCGUGCAGGGUUUGAAGGUUGAAUUCCACACAAUACUGGGGUGUGUUCCUAAUGAAGUGGAUUCCCCUUGUAUGUUGUGACCUUGUUUUAGCAGAUGCCUCAAGGGAGACACCACAUAUUUUGUACAGCACAGGCUGUUGUACAAAAACACAUACAUUAAUUAAUAGUUACAUUGCAAGGAUUUAGCACUGUUUUAAUUUAAUCAGUGGGUCUCCUGAUUACAACUUUGCUCAAACAUCACCAACACAUUGCCAAACUGAGAACAAGUCACCCAAACUGAAUUAACUUACUACAUUUUCUUGCACACAAAAAGACAGUCUCCCUCUUUACAAUCUGAGAAGGCCGUAAGUGCAUUAAAGCAUUACAGAAUAUUGUUUAGUUUAUAAAUGAAUGUAUUACUUGUUGUACAUACUUAUGUAUGGGAUGUCUUGUUAUUGUUGUUGUUUAUUGUUAUUAAAAAAAAAAAAAAAAAAAAAUGUCUUUAUAUUUUGAGGUUCUGUUGAAAGAGCCAGUUACUGGUACUGUAGGGAUUUCUUGAGGCUGAUUGGAGAAAAAGCAGCUGCAGCUAAAAUUCACUAUGUACUGAGAUACUUGCAAUCAAUGCAGGUAUGAGAUGCAGUGAUAUCUGUAAAACAUUAGCUACUCCCUGAACAACGACGAUAAAUCCCUAUUGUUAUGGCUGCAGAACCUCAACAAAUCCACCAAAUACAAUGUUGUGUUUAAAUUGAACUGCAACAUUAACAAAGACGGGGAAAAAAGGAGGUUUAUCAGAAAGAAUCUUCAUAGCACGUUCCACAAUCUUCAACAAAUGGAGGUCCAUGCCAAAUCAAAGUGGUGUGUAUUGCAUCUGAACCUGUGGUGUCUGCGGUCGCAAAGAUAUCUUGCAGUCAAACCAAACUAUUCAAAAAUGACACAAAAGUGAUCAAAUCCCCCAUAAAAUGUAGUUUUAAUCCCCAAGUAAACCCCCCACCUUUCCCAGGGUUUGCAGUAGUAGAUUAUCCCCUAUUACAGUUUUCUGGAUUCUGUGUUGCCUCAACCCACAUAUUGUUCCCACCUAAAUCUCUACUACGUACUGACAUUGUGUGCACGACUCACAAAAUUAUAAUGUUAGGUUUGUAGAUUGCAAUGUUCAGAAACACUAUUCAAUAUUGCUUUUAACAAAGCAAAUAAUACAGUUUGCAAUGGUGUACUUGUCAAUUUGUUAGGUCUAUAAAGCAGUGGGGGUGGUUAGAAAUACAUUAGGUAGGAGUUCCAGAGCUUUUUUGUUUGUUUUUAGUAACUUCACCUCAUUGAUAUACUGAAUAUGAAGGCACAUAUUAGUAAUGUAAAUCAAAAUCAUGCAAAUGAUGCACUGAAAAUGUGAAUUUUAAAAAUGCUACAAUAAACAUAUAAACACGACAUAUAUA